AUGAGCAAAUUCUAGAGACACUCAGCAUCAUAUGGCUCAGACCAUCAUGGAUACACACCUUUAAAUUUGCACAUAAACGUGAAGGAGGAGAGCACCAAAGAGGACUAAAACCUAUUUAUUUUUUGACGCUUUCAACCAGUCUUCCAGGAAAGAAGCUUCACCUCUACAUCACAGCAGGAGCGCAGAAGGGAAAAGAGAGCGAGAGGGAGCAGCAUUAGGAAAAAAUGCUGUGCCAGAUUCAUCUUUUUUAACACAUAAGCAAGGGAAAUACAAUCGUUUUGGUUUGGAAAAGAUGAUCUAGAGGGAGGCCUUGACAUCCUCCAUGCAUCGAAGCAACGGAUGCCCUCCUGCAUCUCUGCAUUUUUGCCAGCCAGAGCGGUACAUUUGGGGGCCGUGUAAUGUCUGAUUGAGUGUAUCAAUGCUGCUGCUGUGUGGAUCUCUUCGGCUGUGGAAAAAAACUAGGCCUUGUUUGCCUGCUGAUCUCCACGCAGGGAACGCGGAGCGCGGCUGUGUGCCUCAGCCUGUUGGGACUGUGCAGAGAGGAAGGGAGAAGCUCACCAUCUGCAUGCCUGUUGGAAGUAGCAUGCACAAUAAAGACAUCCAUUACCAAAGCUUGUGCACAAACCGGCGGGAGCUAUAACACCAGGAUGGUAGCCUGGUAAAGUCGUUCUCAUCCCUUUAAAACACCUAUACCUGAAAAAAGCACUGUUUUUUGUCCUCUCUAUGCGUUCUACUUGAAGGAAAGGAGGAUUUUUUGCUGUAACACUUCCUGCCUUGUUUAUCCCAGUCUUCCUCUUUCUCUUGCUCUUUUUCUUACUAUUGUUUUGCUUGCCAAUUGCAUUUUUUUUCCACUUGACAUUCUGAAGAUUUGCCAAAACCUGUUUCAUGCAUGUCCACUGGAGGCAGGUUUGACUUUGAUGAUGGGGGGUCGUACUGUGGCGGGUGGGAACAGGGAAAGGCUCAUGGCCGAGGGGUCUGCACGGGGCCCCAGGGCCAGGGCGAAUAUGCAGGGGCCUGGAGCCAUGGGUUUGAAGUUCUCGGAGUUUACACGUGGCCCAGUGGGAACAGUUAUAAAGGAACCUGGGCGCAGGGCAAGAGGCACGGCAUUGGUGUGGAGAGCAAAGGGAGGUGGGAGUACAAGGGGGAAUGGACGCAGGGGUUCAAAGGCAGGUACGGGAAGUUGGAGAGCACUAGCAGCGGCUCCCGUUAUGAAGGCACCUGGAGCAACGGCUUACAGGAUGGAUAUGGCUCGGAAACCUAUUCGGAUGGAGGCACAUACCAGGGCCAGUGGUUGAGUGGUAUGCGCCAUGGCUAUGGAGUGCGACAGAGUGUGCCUUAUGGCAUGGCAGCCAUCAUCUUCUCCCCUAUGUGCACCUCUAUAAACUCCCUACGGUCUGAUCACAGCGAAGGGGCCCCCACCCCAGAAGAUGGCUCUGGUGUCAGUGGGGUAUCUGGCAGUCCAGUUGGCCGCAGUGGCUUUGUAUUAUGUGCUCACAGUGAAGCAGACAGGCACAGGAAGAGGAAAGGCCGCUUCCGACAGUCCAUACUGAGCGGUUUAAAACUGCGGAGGUCUGAGUCCAAGAGCUCCCUGGCCAGCCAGUUAAGCAAGCAGAGCUCCUUCUGCAGUGAGGCAGGUAUGAGCACCGUCAGCUCAGCCGCAUCAGACAUCAACUCUAACGUCAGCUUAGGUGAGGCGGAGGCAGGGGGCAGCGUGGAUGCCACUGUCACCGAAACAUAUGCUGGCGAAUGGAGAAAUGACAUGCGAACGGGUUGGGGUGUAAGUCAUCGUUCAGAUGGACUUCACUAUGAAGGCGAAUGGUUUGGGAAUAAGCGGCAUGGCUAUGGCUGCACCACCUUUCCAGAUGGAACCAAGGAGGAGGGAAAAUACAAGCAGAAUGUCCUGGUGAGUGGCAAACGGAAAAACCUGAUACCGCUCCGUACCAGCAAAAUCCGGGAAAAGGUGGAUCGUGCUUUGGAAGCUGCUGAGAAAGCUGCAGAUAUCGCCAAGCAGAAAGCUGAAAUCGCAUUGUCCAGGAUGAGCCAUGCUAGAGGAAAGGCGGAGGCUGCAGAGGGAGUCGCACAAAGAGCCCUGGAAGAGUGUCGUCUGGCCAGGGCUAUAGCCAAAGAACUCCCCUCUUUCCAUCACUAUGGGAAUGGACUGGAAUGCCAGAGACCAAAGCACCAUGACAGGAAAGAGAAAGACCAUGAGGUGGUCUCCACUGGCACAGACAGCCCUGAGCUCUGCACACCAGACACAACACCCCCAGCCCAAACGCCAGACCUGAGCCCAGUUUUGAGCAGUCCCUCCUCGCCCCCCUGCAGUCCACCUACUCAUCGCAACAGGAAUGCUUGUUUCAUGCGUCAGAGUGCAGUGGAUGAACAAGGAGGGGCUGAGAUUCAGGUUCUAGUGGAAGGCAGAGGCAUGGACAGCAUGAGAGCUGGGGCUAACAGCUGGACGGCUGAGAUGUAUCCUCACAGAAGAGGAAGCAAAGGGGAGAGCAGUCGUUCCACAACUCCAUCCCUGCUGGAAGAGGAGAUUGGUCACAUUAAUGGACAUGAGAACUCCUCAACUCAUCACCCGUGGGAGAACGGCUCCUCUAAUCACAAACCCAUCGAGCAUAUGGCCCCUGAGAAGGUCUGGGAUCAAAUGUCCUCCAAUCAAAAGCCCUGGAAGCAUGUUUCCUUAAGUCAGAAAUCCAGGGAACAUGCAAUUUCUAGGGAGCGAGAGCAUAAACCAUCCAAUCACAACUCUGUUGAUUGUGAAUCUUCCAAGUGCAAACCACAGGUGCACAUAUAUUCCAAUCACAAGUCUGCAGGUCAUAAUAAUUUAUCCAAUCACAAGACCAUUGAGCAUGCUUCCACCAAUCACAAACCAAAGGAGUUUAUUUCUGCACAUGAAAAACCACACGUUUCUUAUCAUUAUAACCCCCAAGAGCAUGUUUCUUCCUAUCACAAACAACACGAGCAUGUCCACUCAAACCACAAGCCACGAAAGUCCUUCACCAAUCAUACGAUUGGUGAGCCUAGCUUGAAUGCAUACCAGCUCUCAGACCGUGGGGCCAACAACUCCACUCUGGAAUGGACUGUUGAAAACAAUUCCCAGUGGAUCUCUUCUCAUUCACAUCCGCAGGAGAAAGAAGGGGAAAAUGAUUAUCGGGUUGAAAUGAGGUUCCAGCCCCUAGACUCCAUUUCCCAACAGAACUUUGGCUCUGGCAUGAAAUGCUCGGGUCUCCAAGGGCACAAUUUGCAGAGACUACGUCAGCGAAACCAAGAAGGCAAAGAGUGGGGUCUUGCGGCCAGGGAGGGAUCCAUGGACUCUGUGCAGAUGCUUGACACUUUGAAUGUUGGGGUUGAUGUGGAGGAAUGGCCUUUGCACAGGGACAUUACUCUUUCACCCCCUUUAACGUCUUCUUUAGAACCACUGGAACAAGAAGGAGAGCAACUGAACCUGAUAAAGACAAACUCAGGCUCCAGCUCUGUCCUGGUGGUCAUGGUGAUAUUACUCAACAUUGGUGUAGCCAUUUUGUUUAUUCAUUUCUUUAUUUAAUCAUAUGGCCUAUAGAAUGUCAAUAACAGCAUUGAUCAUCAUCAAGAGAUAUAAGAUAUGCACACAAUGAUCACUUAGCACCACUAUUUUAAUAUAAGAAACCCAAACAAUUACAGUAGUAAAUGUCUGUGUAAGUUGGGCAAGUUCAUGUAAAUUGUUAUCUUCUUUUAUGGUUCAAUUUAUUCUAUAAUUCUAUUACAACUCAUUAGUUAACUUUGCUUACCUUUUUUCCCACCACUCAUAAUAAAGGUCCAUUCACAAUAUUCUGUAGAACUGAAGUAUUAUGCACAUUUAGGUUUUUUAAUAUGCAGAGCACGUCUGAUAUGUUUUACCACAUCUUAAACAGUUGCGAAAGAUUAUUUGGGACUUGUUUGUUUUCUUUUUAAAUGCACAUCAGGCCUGAGACAUUGAGUAACAAGACUCUGAAGAUUAUUGUGCAGAAAUGGUCUUGUGGUUUUAUGUAUUUUGAUAUAGUUGAUGUAAGGUGCAGUUCACACUAAUUUACGUAUAACCAACCAGUCCAAAACCACAUGCCCUCCUCCCACUGUAUUCCAGGGUACAGCCCUAUACGAUCGCUGCAGACGCUCAUUACGCCAUCCAACUCUCUCGUCUCCAUAGCCAGAUUCAACACACUAUAAGUCUGUGGUUACAGCUGUCUUAAAGGGCUUCAUCAUAGCGCAUUGUCAUGAUUAAACUCAUACACAAAUAAGCCUGCAGAAUUACUUCCACUCUAACGAAUCCCACCUCCUUUAGCAUCGAUAGUCACUGAAUUUCAGCACAAUCCAGUCGUGUAGUUCGUUUUGACUCACUGAUUCACCAUCGAAACACUGCUAUGCCAGACUCACUACGAAAGAAACGUCUGUGUUUUCUCGUACACCACACUAUCUGCUAGAUGACGUAAAAGUACAACAGGGGUGCAGCAGCGGUUGAGUAUUCCGGCUCAUGCUCGAUAAAGUUUGAGACUGUUACCUUAUGACCACUGCUUUGGAUAUAAUAUAUUAUUCUAUAUUACUGAACACUUAACAUAUUUGAACACGUUUGCAAGAUAUCAUUGAUAUGCUGAGUGCCUUUUUUAAUUGAGAAACCAUCCCAGCGAGCAGGUUGUGUACAGGUGGCCGCUCAUAAAGAGGUCACGAGAAACGGUUCGUCUCUCUCUCUCCCACCCCACCUCUGAACAAAAUCAAGUUGGCUUUCGAACUGAGCCUAAGCCUGUGGAGAUUUUUACAGCAUGUUUGUUAGCCUGUUCUCUUCUGCUGUUACUCUGUGUGAUUUUCUGCCUGUCUCUCUGUCCAGCAACUUAGAUACCAAUUGGGACUGAAAGCAGUGUAAAAAUACCAGCUUAUGUUUCUCAGUGGGACCUGACUGACAUUAUCUAAAUUAAUGAAUGAUAAACUGCUAUUGUAUAUUUUAUACUACUCAUCCAGUGAUAUCAUGUUGUGAGAUCAUUGCAUGCCUACGCAUGCCCUUUCUUACGCAAUGAUUUAUGAGAUUGUUUCCAAGUUAUGUGGAAAAUUAAUAAAAUGU
This is a messenger RNA of Danio aesculapii, 5071 nucleotides long. It is a transcript of the gene jph3a, whose product is annotated as junctophilin 3a. The record is from RefSeq and is a predicted model, not a curated record. NCBI's taxonomy places the organism in Eukaryota, Metazoa, Chordata, Actinopteri, Cypriniformes, Danionidae. Gene Ontology annotation, cellular component: plasma membrane; junctional membrane complex; endoplasmic reticulum membrane. Gene Ontology annotation, biological process: regulation of synaptic plasticity.